AUGAAGGUUAGGUUGACAGUAAACAAGGAUGGAGAUAUAAAUAUUACAAGCUCUACUUUAGAUCAACUUUAUACGCCAGCAUUAUUGGAAAGAUUAUUAGAAGGAGUAAUGAGAUUAGACUUAAUUGAGAAAGAUAAGAUUAUUCCCGGGGUAAUUAGCGUUGAAGAAAUAAAGGCUGCACAAAAA
This is a messenger RNA of Dentiscutata heterogama, 186 nucleotides long. The record is from the annotation of a GenBank genome assembly. Lineage: Eukaryota; Fungi; Glomeromycota; Glomeromycetes; Diversisporales; Gigasporaceae.